AUGCCAGUAUCGACACGCGUGCAGGCCGAAAAGAACGUCUGGGUUGCUGCAGGAGAUGGCGAUCUUGAGCGUGUCAGGGAAUUGAUUGAGAAUCAAUGUAAAGUAAUGGUGCAUGCUGCCGCAUCCUAUGGCCAUCUCCACGUUCUCGAAUAUUUGAUAUCCAAAGGUGGGGACGUCAACAUCACAGAUAACGAUGGCGAUACGCCUCUGUACGUUGUUGAAGAUGUCGAGACUGCUCGAUAUCUCGUCGAACAUGGUGCGAUCGUUGAUCGACGGAACUCUGAGGGACUGUCGCCUGCCGAGUACCUGGCGGAGGACUACGAGGAGGUUGCGGCUUACUUGGAGAGCGUGUCCCCUGCAAGAAGAGACAAUGCUGUAGAAACUCCGCCUGUCUCCGCUACCGCCUCGCAACAGCCCUCACAGUAUGCACAAAACAUCGCAUCAGAACAAUUGACGUCUUCUCUUAUGGAGUCUGUGCAAGACAUCAUGCAGCGUGCUUCGGCCGAAGGACGAGAUCCCGAGGAAGAGCUGAGGCAGGCUGUUGGACGUACGGUGCUGGAGGGGAUGGUCACUGGAUAUGGGAUGAGUAUUGAGGCAGAGGACAGCAGACGUGAGGAUUCAAAUGGAACAGAGACGAAGAGAUCACGCAUGGAUGAUGAUGGGCCGGGGUAAGCUCUCAGUAUGGGUGCUCUUGUCUUGGUUUUGUGUCGUUGUAUCAAUGAUUAUUUAAUUGUUUAAUGUGCCGCG
Messenger RNA from Laetiporus sulphureus 93-53, 747 nucleotides. RefSeq names its product ankyrin. Gene Ontology annotation, cellular component: cytoplasm; nucleus. The record is from RefSeq and is a predicted model, not a curated record. Lineage: Eukaryota; Fungi; Basidiomycota; Agaricomycetes; Polyporales; Laetiporaceae. The transcript is spliced from 5 exons. Gene Ontology annotation, molecular function: protein binding. Bases 1 to 672 code for a protein of 223 amino acids.